AUGGCCGAUGACUUGAGCCGCGACGAUGCCGUAGUCCACGAGCAGCUGCUCCUGGCCCGCAAGUGGCAGCCCGCGGGUUGGAAGGACGGCCGGAUGGAGGCACAAGGCGAGACGCAAGCGAAGGACGCCGACUUCUUGAUUUCUUUUGCCAGCCCCGACAGCGGGCCGAACAACAAGAUCUUGCACCGGCUGAAGGAAGGCGUGCUCUUCGACGGAAAGACCCGGCCCGUGAGAUUCUGCACCGACCGCAGCUUGGGCAUGGGCGUGCACGUCGUGCCGGGGAAGGCAUCGCAGCGAUGGGAUCCGAAGUACAGCAACCUCGAGGACCCCCGGCAACCCGGCGACUUUCCGAACUGGUUCAAGCACUACAAGGAGGCAGCCGAGGAGACCAAGCACGGCAUCCUCAUUCUGCAGCUGACGGAAAGCUACUUCAAGUUCGUGUCUCAGGUGUCGAAAGCCUGCCGCUGGGAGUUCGGCUACAUACGGAAGCCCGAGCUCGUUCACCUCUUCGUUGACAGCGAGGACGGACCUCAAAUCGUCCACUGGCAGGACUUGAUGCAGGAUGCAGAUCUGUGCAGUCGGGCAUUUGGGGUCCAAGGAGCCAGUCCGCAAGCCUUGCAGCAGGCAGCCGACAUCAUGGUUUCUGAGUCCGUGAAGACCGAUUUGGUACACGAGACAGUGGCUGCUGCCGCGAAGUUAGUGGAAGAACAAGAGUACCAGGCGUGGUGUGCGCUGCCACUUCGCGAGGUGGCGUAUGUGCUGACCCGGAACCAAGAGAAGACGGCAGAUGGCAUCGUGGCUGCUAACGAGCUGCUUGCGGUGUACCUGCGCACUGGGCAGGCCCACAAAGCGGCACAGCUGGGUGCCCGACUGCUGGAGGUGGUGGAGGAGUUGCAUGGGCCGGAGGAG
This is a messenger RNA of Symbiodinium necroappetens, 909 nucleotides long. The record is from the annotation of a GenBank genome assembly. Lineage: Eukaryota; Dinophyceae; Suessiales; Symbiodiniaceae.